UGACAGCUAGUCCAGCUGAUACCGACAGAAACGUUUUAAUUUACAACCUGCCAAGAAUAUACGUAGUGAUAAGAGCCAAUCCAGAGUUUAUGCGCCCUCAUUAGUGCGGACACAACAACUUGAUUACACCAUUAAUCUUUUACAAAGAUACUAAAUUACAUAAAUAUCUGUUCUGUCAGUACUCUUUGCUCUUAAACAGUUCGUAUAUAAACUUAAUUGCACAUAAAAAUAGCGUAAGGUAAAUGAGUAUGACCUCAGUUGAUUGUAUUGUGGUGUUACAGAAGUUUGAUGCAUCGUGCCUCAGUACCGCACUCUCGACUGACCUGUGCACACGUGUGUUUGGUUCAAAUAUUGAAUAAUUCGUGAUGGAAAAGAACGGUUUGUCGUUUUUAGACAAAGUGUUAGAAUUGGUAAAGGAGGAUAGAGCUGAAAGUGUGCCGCUUGUUCAAUUUAAAAAUCCCAAGGAAUUGGAGGGAAUAUUAGAUCUUGACGUAACUGAAGGUGUAAAUGACAAGAGGUUAGAGCAAUGCGUCCGAGAUGUCUUGCAGUACAGCGUCAAGACACACAAGGCUACCUUCAGGAACCAGUUGUUCUGCGGCACGGACCCUUACGGCCUGGCUGGGGCAUGGAUCACAGAAGCUUGUAAUACUAGUCAAUAUACGUUUGAAGUAGCCCCAGUAUUCACCCUGAUAGAGCAAAAAGUUUUGGGCCAUAUCCUCAAAUUGUUCGGGAUCCCUGAUGGCGACGGCAUCUUUACUCCGGGAGGCAGUAUUGCAAUACUGUACGGUAUUGUCGCUGCGAGAUACAAAGCCUUUCCCGAUAUUAAGGCUAAAGGGAUGAGGAAUCUGCCGGAGAUGAUUAUAUUUACUUCCGAGGAUAGUCACUACUCCAUAAAGAAGGCAGCCCAUUGGCUCGGCUUUGGGACUGACAGUAUACGAAUCAUUCCGACCAACGCCGAUGGCCAGAUUCUCGUAUCACAGCUAGACGAAACCAUACAAAAGGAGAAAGAUCUUGGAAGGUACCCACUGAUAGUGAACGGAACGGCAGGAACCACUGUGCUGGGAGCUAUUGACGAUCUGGAGGGAGUAGCUGAUGUGUGCAAGAAAUAUGGCGUGUGGUUGCACGUCGAUGCUUGUUGGGGAGGCAGUCUAAUGUUAUCGCCUAAAUAUAAACACAAGCUUGAAGGAAUUGAAAGAGCCAACUCAAUAUCGUGGAAUCCGCACAAGAUGGCAGGAGCUCCUCUGCAAUGUUCAGUAUUCAUGGUUCGUGAUAAGGGUCUGCUGCACGAAGCCAACUCCGCAGCAGCGCAGUACCUGUUCCAGCAGGAUAAGUUCUACGAUGUGUCCUAUGAUACUGGGGAUAAGAGUGUCCAAUGUGGAAGAAAGAUCGACGCUUUCAAACUCUGGAUGAUGUGGAAAGCUCGUGGUGACGUCGGUCUCAGUCAACUCGCUGACCAGACCAUGGCGACCGCUCAGUUCUGCAUGGAGACAGUCGCCAAGAGACCUGGCUUCAAACUGGUGUCUGAAGUACUGCAGUGCCCAAAUGUCUGCUUCUGGUACAUACCAACCUUCAUGAGGGGGAAGGAUCAGGAUGAGAAGUGGUGGCAGAUUAUGCAUAAGAUUACUCCAAAAAUCAAAGAACUGCUGACAUUGAACUCGCAGCUGAUGGUAGCGUACUCACCAGUCCGCCAAUACAAGAACUUCUUCCGCCUAGCUUUCACUUUCCACCCUAAAGUGGAUAAGGAUCAGGUGUUAUCCAUGCUGGCAUCCAUCGAGAAAUGUGGGGAGUCGGUAACCUUAGCCAUGUUAUGAUACUUAUAAAAUGUACACUUAAUAAUAAUCUUGUCAAAGGGAAUCUUUAUUUCGAAAAUUGCCUUGUCAAAAGCGUAGAAGAUGAGGAGGAAAAUAUAGAAAGAGUGCUACCGUUUGAGAAGUUGCAUACUUGAGGUUAAGUUUAAUGAACGUAAUCAUGUUAUUUAGUUUAAGUGUAUUGUAUAUACCUAUUAUAAUCAAUAUGAC
Messenger RNA from Trichoplusia ni (cabbage looper), 2018 nucleotides. RefSeq names its product cysteine sulfinic acid decarboxylase-like. Gene Ontology annotation, molecular function: pyridoxal phosphate binding; carboxy-lyase activity. Lineage: Eukaryota; Metazoa; Arthropoda; Insecta; Lepidoptera; Noctuidae. The coding region runs from base 366 to 1811 and encodes 481 amino acids. The record is from RefSeq and is a predicted model, not a curated record. The transcript is spliced from 8 exons. Gene Ontology annotation, cellular component: cytoplasm. Gene Ontology annotation, biological process: carboxylic acid metabolic process.